UGUGUCAAUAAUAAAGCCAUUGUUCUUGAUCAAUUAUGUUGGUUUAGAAAUAUAGUAGAAAGAAAUACAAUGGGUUUGAAAGGAAAGCUAGUGUCCCAAAUAGACAUAAAAUCGGAGGGAGAUGUGUUCCACGAGAUCUUCAGUGAGAAACAACACCACGUUCCUUCCCAGAUUCAGAAUUGCGAUUUACACGACGGCCAAUGGGGUACCGUUGGCUCCGUCAUCUACUUGAACUACACAAUAGAUGGUAAAGAGAGGGUGGCGAAAGAGAUAAUUGAGGCGAUAGACGAGGAAAAGAAGUCGGUGACAUACAAAGUGAUUGAAGGAGAUCUGAUGGAGCUAUACAAGACAUUCAAACUGACUGUCCAUGUCGACACAUCUGGGGAUGACAACCUCGUCACUUGGACUUUCGAGUACGAGAAACUGAACGAGGAUAUUUCUGAUCCCCACACUCCUCAUGGAUUUUGCCUUGCAAUGACU
Molecule: messenger RNA, 480 nt
Organism: Erythranthe guttata (spotted monkey flower)
Lineage: Eukaryota; Viridiplantae; Streptophyta; Magnoliopsida; Lamiales; Phrymaceae
Source: RefSeq, a predicted model, not a curated record